AUGGUCAAGCCACAUAUAAUAUCUCCACUUCCUUUCCCCUGGUCUUCAGGUCCCAAGGACGUCAUAAUGUACUACCUGAUGUCCUUAGGGGUAUCAGACCUGGUGGCGGGGGUGGUGGUCGUCCCCCUGAGCGUAUAUCCGGCCCUCGUUCAGCGCUGGGUCUAUGGCGACGCCGUCUGUGGUCUAGCCGGCUACCUGGAGACCACGGUCUGGUUUGCCCAACUCUGUACCUUCAUGUGGAUCAGCGUGGACCGGUACCUUGCUAUACGGAAACCACUAAGGUACGAGACGGUGCAGACUAAAACCAGAUGUCAGUGCUGGGUAGUGUUUACUUGGAUAACAUCCAUGAUGCUGUGCUGCCCGCCCCUGCUAGGCUUUAAUAGUUCCUCUCACUGGGACGCUGAAGCUUAUGUGUGCUGGCUAGAUUGGGGCAGCAUGAUAGCCUACGCCUUCACCCUCAUUCCCAUGGUGCUGGGACCCACGCUCAUCACGCUCUUCUACACCUAUGGCUACAUCUUCAACACCAUGCGCAGGCUCAAAACUUGUGUGGUGGGGCAGGAUAAGGAGUUCAUCACGGCGCUUACCUCCAACCUGGCCAAUCCAGACCACGCCAUGUCUUUCGUGCUGGUGCUUGCUUUCUGGCUAUCGUGGGGCCCGUGUGUUGGAGUGAGGACCUAUGAAUACCUCACCGGCCAUCAUAUUGAUGUGAGGUUCCUCCAUUUCGCAGUGUUUUGGCUAGGGGCUCUUAACUCUUGCUGGAAAUCUAUUAUUUACAUUGCCAUGAGCCCGAAGUUCCGGCGUGGUCUAAAGCUGUUCUGCCUCUCGUUGUGCUGUCAGCGGAAGGCUCGGAAUGCAGAACUCAUCUUGGAUUACUAGAACAACCCAGGACUUCCGUGUAUAACUUCUUCCAUGUGUUCCCAUAACUUUAGCGAGUAAUGAAGCUUUUCUAGCGUGUCAAGUUGUCUUAGUGAGGAGCUUUAGAAGACAAAUCGCGGGUGAAUGCAUUUAAUGCUCAAUCCAUUAACUCGAGCACUGGUGGACUGCUACUGGAAUAAUGAUCAGUGCUAGCUUUAUCAAAAAAUAAAUAUGAUUUUUUGUACUUGACAAUCUUAGGAUGAAUGUUAGCGUGUUUAGGCUCCGCUGGUCCCUGGGCCAGCGGGAUUACACAUUGUUGUCUAUCGUACUGUUCGUUCUUGUUGGGAUGUUUGCGUGUGAUAGACAGACUUUAGGGUUUCAUAAACAUAUCAGUGUCUAAGAACUAGCCGCGUCCAGGAACUACAUUUAUGUGCGAAUGUCUAUAUUUUUUAGAUUUAUGGAUGCCUUUUUUUUAAGACGCAUUUGUUCUUUAUUAAUGAUAUACAAGUGUACACUCUUGUGAAUGUUUUAUGAUUUAGACUGAAGGCAUAUAUGUAUGCCAGUGGAGAAGCACAGUUUUUUUGUGAGUUGAUAUGCCAGCUUGUGAGUAGUUAUGUUCCAUCAUUAACACUCGCUGUAACUUAUUAUUGUGAAGGUAUCUAAGAGUUUGUUUCCAUUGCUUUGAUAAAUUAUGUUAUGAUAUCCUUGUCGUUGGUAUACUUCCUCUGGUAUAACCAAAGCAGUGGGAAGUUCACAGCAGUGGCCCAGUCUUUAUGUUUUAGUGUUUGGACAGGCUAUACAUAACGUAAAUAUGAUUUACGAUUAUCCCGCCCCUCAUGGUAAACACGUAUCAAACUUGCUAGGAAACACACACACACACACACACACACACACACACACACACACACUCACACACA
Molecule: messenger RNA, 1772 nt
Organism: Cherax quadricarinatus
Lineage: Eukaryota; Metazoa; Arthropoda; Malacostraca; Decapoda; Parastacidae
Source: RefSeq, a predicted model, not a curated record